GGAGGCAGGGAUGAGGAUGCCCUGUGUGUGUGUCCCCCCCAUAGGCAUCAACCUGCGGCCCGGCCACCCCCUGCACCCACGGGCACUUCUGCGACGAGCACUUCGGGCUGUGCCUGCCCGAGCGGCCCGAGGGGCAGUACUGCCGCCGAGACUCGCACUGCGCCCGCGGCCUCCUCUGCAUGUUCGGGAAGUGCCAACAGCCCGUGCCCGACGGGCAGGAGGGAGCUCGGUGCGUGCGGGACGAGGAGUGCGGAGCCGACGGGUGCUGUGCGCGGGUGCACGGCGAAAGCGUUUGUCAGCGGCGGCUGGAGCGGGGCCGGAGCUGCCACGUCCCCCCCGGGGGUCUCGCCUUCAGCAUCAACCAACUCUGCCCCUGCCAGCGAGGGCUCGUGUGCAGGGCGAGCGCGCCCGUCCGAGAGAAGGCGUUCGAGUACCGGCCGGAGAAGAGCGAGUGGCGGUGCCGGCAGCCCUGAGCCGGCGGCUCCCUAUUUAUUGCCUGUAAAUAGCCCGCCCGGAGCCGGCCGAGCCAUCGCCCAUCAC
Molecule: messenger RNA, 540 nt
Organism: Pezoporus flaviventris
Lineage: Eukaryota; Metazoa; Chordata; Aves; Psittaciformes; Psittacidae
Product: dickkopf-related protein 1-like
Exons: 3
Coding region: 180-473 (97 amino acids)
Biological process (GO): negative regulation of canonical Wnt signaling pathway
Molecular function (GO): co-receptor binding; receptor antagonist activity
Source: RefSeq, a predicted model, not a curated record